Gongylonema pulchrum is the source of this 633-nucleotide messenger RNA. The record is from the annotation of a GenBank genome assembly. NCBI's taxonomy places the organism in Eukaryota, Metazoa, Nematoda, Chromadorea, Rhabditida, Gongylonematidae.
ACGCUGAGUUUUUUCCUGAAAGAUAAAAUCAAGAAAACAUUCGUAUCACUAGUUAUUAUGGUACCAAUUGUGGCUGUUGUUGUGUACAUUGUCGAAGCGGGCGGUCCCUAUUUCUUUUUCUAUUUAUUGAUGACAGUUUACCCGGAGUUUAUCGCGCCACUAUUUGACAAAUAUGUUCCGCUUCCGGAAAGCGAGUUAAAGCAAAAAAUCGAGAAACUCGCUGCAUCGGUUAACUUCCCGCUGAAGAAAUUACUUGUCGUCCAUGGUUCGAAGCGUUCAGCGCACAGCAACGCAUAUAUGUAUGGAUUUUGGAAGAACAAACGUAUCGUACUGUUUGAUACUCUGUUAAGCGAAGAGUUGAACGCAAAACUAAGGGAAUCUGAAACAGAAGAAGAGAAAAAAGAGAGAGAAACGAAAGAAAAAAAGGAGGAGGAAGAGGAGAAGAAGCGGAAGUUGGGGAUGCAAGAUGAGGAAGUGGUGGCCGUACUUGGCCAUGAACUUGGACAUUGGGCUCUGUGGCAUACGGUUAUCAAUUUGGUCCUUGCUGAAGUAAUAUUUUAUAAAUACUUGUGUCUAGUAACUCUGCUUCUUUUGCUGGUGAAAUUUUAUAUACGCAGUCUGCAGUGUUGUUGA